AUGAACGGGAAGAGCUGUGAGGCACGAUCAAUCAAGAAGUUACCUACCUUGAUUCACUCUGGAUUAGUGGCUGUUUAUGGCACAGUUGUUUUGAAUCAGAUAGUUCUCUUUUUGGGAACAGAUGAUGGACAGUUAUUGAAGGCUAUUCUUAAUGAGGAUAUGGAAUCUAAUUGCCCAGAGGUUUUAUAUGAAAUUAAGGAAGAAACCUCCAUUUUCCCCAAACUUCGACUUGAUCCAGUAGAUAGUAACUACAUCUAUCUAUCUUCUGCCAAUAAGGUGAGAAGAAUACCAGUUGCAAAUUGCGGUAGAUACGUUUCCGAGCAAGAAUGCUUAUCUGCAAAGGAUCCCUACUGUGGGUGGUGUUCUUUGAAUCGAAGGUGCACAUUAAAAGAAAAUUGUACUCGUUCAAACAACAUAAAGGGUUGGUAUAACAUUUCACAUGCACCUGAUAAAGAUCUGAAAAUCCUGCUAAGUUUCCCUGCCAAAAAUCAGGUUGCUGUGACUGCAAGCAUACACAGAAGCCUUACUUCCUGUAUGAUAAAAAUUAUAACACCUGUUGAAAUAUUUUAUGAAAAUGUAGUGCUGAAAAACUCAUCCUGUUUCUGCAAUCUAUCCACUCUGGUGAUGACUGAUAAGGACACUUGUGAGAAAGUGAUUGUCCCAUGUAGAGGAUUAGCAGAAAAAUACAUGGUUCAGGGGCAGUUUGGCUGCUGCUCACGAUGUAUACACAAGGGUGAAUGUGCCAGCUGCAAAUGGAAGCGUGUCUCUCCUGCCACCACCUGCCAGGAUAGUUGUGAUGCAACUGCUUCCAAGGAGAUCGCCACAGCGAAGAAAACAGAGCAUAUCAGCAUUCAUUCCAUUGAACCUUUGUGGAUUUCUACAUUAGGCAAAAGUGAAAUAACAGUCAAAGGAGAAAACUUUACACGUGCAUCAGGCAUAAAACUGAUACUGACUGGAAUCACUGGCUGUAAACCAGACGUCAUUAAAGUUAGAAAUGUGCUGAAUGAUACACAAAUGACAUUUGCUCUCCCACCAACACGUAAAGAGGCCAAAAGUAUAUGUAUACAGGCUAAUGGGAAAAAAUGUUCGCCACCAAUGACCCUGCAUUAUGUUUCUGUGCCAUCAUGUUUUGGCAUCACACCAAAUACCUCCUGGAUCAGUGGUGGUCGCAAAAUUACUACGAUUGGUAGAAAUUUUAAUGUGGUGGACAGUGUGAUUAUUUCAGAUGACCAGAGAUCAAACUUCACAGUCUCUAGGUGUCCUGGAAAUGAAUCUGAAUAUCAUUACUUAACACCAAGCCUGAGCCACGCAACAGAGGGUAAAGUUGUUGAUAUGAUGUUAAAAGUGGAAACUACCUUUAUACCAUGUGUCAAACUACACUAUCAUCCUGACCCAGUGUUCAUUAACUACCAGCUGCACACUGAGCUGGAUCCUGAUCUGGAAUUAAAGAUAUAUGUAAGUUUGAAAGACAUAAAAUAUAAUUCGUUAUUUAAAAUAGUUAAAGAAAAUGACAACUUGAAUAUUUCUAAAACUGAGGUAGAGGUUUACUUGUCAUAUGUGAAUGGGGCACAGACCAAAAAGAUAUGGUUCAGUGUCCAAAAUAUUACCAAAAAACCAGACCGUAGCACCAUACUGUGCAAAUUCAAAAGGGAAGGAACAGACAAGAUUGACUUUUCCACUGUGAAAGUUUUUCUGCGAUGUGACUCUGCAGUCGGCAGUCUCCAGCUGCCCUGGCUGCUCACCUCCUGUGACAAGCCAGUGAUUGAAAUCACCAGAUCUCUGCCUUCCCUGCUAACGUUUAGCAGGGAUUCUGAAGUGCAUGAACCACUUGGCCAGCUGGAAGUCAAAUUAGGAAAUUUUGAGCAUGAAGUCAAACCGACAUCAUCACACAUAUAUUUAUAUGUUCUUAUUUUGCUACCCAUUGUAGUGGGUGUCAUUAUAGUGGCAUUCGUAGUUACUAGAUACAAAUCCAAAGAGUUAACUCGUAAACAGAGUCAGCAACUUGAACUGCUGGAGUAUGAGAUUCGGAAGGAAAUACGUGAGGGAUUUGCUGAACUGCAGAUGGAUGAAUUAGACGUGGUGGAUAGCUUUGGAACCGUUCCCUUCCUUGACUACAAACACUUUGCUCUUAGAACUUUCUUUCCAGAGUCAGGAGACUUUGCAUCCAUCUUCAGUGAAGACAUGCCACAGAGCAGAGACCAAACGAGCAAGGAUGAAAGCUUCAACAUGUUGCAUGCUUUAAUUUGUAACAAGAACUUUCUUGUUACUCUCAUUCACACCCUUGAAAAGCAGAAAAAUUUCUCUGUGAAAGACAGGUGCUUGCUUGCAUCCUUCUUGACUAUUGCACUACAAACUAAGCUAGUUUAUCUAACCCAUAUUUUGGAAGUGCUGACAAAGGACUUGAUGGAGCAAUCAAGCAAUGUACAGCCUAAGCUCCUGCUCAGACGCACCGAAUCUGUGGUAGAAAAAUUGCUGACAAACUGGAUGUCUGUCUGUCUUUCUGGAUUUCUCCGGGAGACAAUUGGUGAACCUUUCUAUUUGCUUGUGACAACCCUCAAUCAGAGGAUAAACAAAGGACCUGUUGAUGCGAUAACUUGCAAAGCCCUGUACACGCUUAAUGAAGACUGGCUGCUGUGGCAAGUGUCUGAAUUCAGAACAGUGGUAUUGAACGUUAUCUUUGAAAAAAUCCCAGAAAAUGAGAGUGGAGUUGCCUGUCAAACUAUUCAAGUUAAUGUUCUGGACUGUGACACCAUAGGCCAAGCCAAGGAGAAGAGCCUCCAGGCUUUCCUUAAUAAGAAUGGCUUUCCUUAUGGUCUUCAGCUGGAUGAAAUUGGUCUUGAACUUGCGUCUGAGGAGCAGCAAAGAGAAUUGUUAGAUAUUGAUGCUUCCUCAGAGGUGAUGGAAGAUGGGAAAAGGAAGCUAAAUACCAUCGGUCAUUACGAGAUUUCAAAUGGAGCAACCAUAAAAGUCUUUAAAAAGAAGACAAAUACCCUAUCAGAUGUGGACUACUCCAACGAACACUGUCAUUUGAUUUUACCAGACUUCGAAACAAACAAAGAUGUGAAAGGAGCAGGUCACAAAGGAAAGCAAAAAUUCAAAGUGAAAGAAAUGUAUCUGACAAAGCUGCUGUCAACCAAGGUUGCAAUUCAUUCAGUUGUUGAAAAGCUCUUCAGGAGCAUUUGGAGUUUACCCAACAAUAAAGCACCUGUUGCCAUCAAGUACUUUUUUGACUUUCUGGAUGCCCAGGCUGAGAGCAAAAAAAUUACGGACCCCGACGUGGUCCAUAUAUGGAAAACGAACAGUCUUCCUCUUCGCUUCUGGGUGAACAUCCUGAAGAAUCCCCAGUUUGUCUUUGAUAUUAAGAAGACUUCACACAUAGAUGGCUGUUUGUCUGUAAUCGCACAAGCUUUCAUGGACGCCUUUUCCCUGGCAGAACAGACACUGGGGAAGGAAGCACCAACAAAUAAACUUCUCUACGCUAAGGACAUUCCACUCUACAAGAAGGAGGUGAAAGCGUACUAUAAAGCCAUCAGGGAUCUGCCUCCAUUGACCACUUCAGAGGUUGAAGAAUUUCUAACUCAGGAAUCCAAGAAACAUGAAAAUGAAUUUAAUGAGAAAGUGGCCUUGAUUGAAAUCUGCAAAUACAUAGUGAAAUACUAUGAUGAGAUUGUCAGCAAACUCGAGCGAGAACGGGGGUUUGAAGAAGUCCAGAAGCAGCUCCAGCAAGUAAAAGCCUUAUUUGAUGAAAAGAAAAAAUGCAAAUGGAUUUGAGCAGAGCACUGACUCACAGCAUCACUGUGGGGGAUUUUAAAUAAGCGCUGCUGCUCCC
Cariama cristata (Red-legged seriema) is the source of this 3829-nucleotide messenger RNA. RefSeq names its product plexin C1 (gene PLXNC1). Gene Ontology annotation, molecular function: semaphorin receptor activity; protein binding. The coding region runs from base 1 to 3771 and encodes 1256 amino acids. The transcript has 33 exons. Lineage: Eukaryota; Metazoa; Chordata; Aves; Cariamiformes; Cariamidae. Gene Ontology annotation, biological process: regulation of cell shape; regulation of GTPase activity; regulation of cell migration. The record is from RefSeq and is a predicted model, not a curated record. Gene Ontology annotation, cellular component: semaphorin receptor complex.